Molecule: messenger RNA, 11563 nt
Organism: Pogoniulus pusillus (Red-fronted tinkerbird)
Lineage: Eukaryota; Metazoa; Chordata; Aves; Piciformes; Lybiidae
Gene: FUT9
Product: fucosyltransferase 9
Exons: 4
Coding region: 2724-3803 (359 amino acids)
Cellular component (GO): membrane
Molecular function (GO): alpha-(1->3)-fucosyltransferase activity
Source: RefSeq, a predicted model, not a curated record
GUGUUGGGGAUGGGCAGCGAGUGCGCGCCCAGGAGCAGCCCGGGCCCCGCCGGUCCUCUCCGCUCCCCCACCCGCUGCUGCUCCUACACCGCCGUCCCCAGUGUCCUGGGGACAGCGCCGCCACCGCGCUCUCCACAGCCCCCGCCUCGGAAGGUUCCUCCUGAAGCUUUCUUCACCCAUUUUUUCACUGUAGAUGGAGACACCAGGGCCAGGAGUGGGGAGAGAUGUGGGAUCCCUCCAGUAUGAACAGCAGUGCAUACCCCUGCCAUUCUGACAGACUCAGUGUCCCUUCUACUGUACAGUGACUGCAAAGGGGGCACUGAGCUGCUGCCUGAGCAGCUGAAGAGUGGCUGCAUGAGGAGAAGAGGACGGAUGACAAUCUCACAGGAGGGUUGGGGCUGCUGAGCCUGGAGCUUCUCAAAAAGCAGCAGUACCCCAGUUCCCACUGCAUUCGCCUGUCCUGAGUAUCUACCUAGCUAGCUGUUGUAAAUGGGUCUACGACUGACAGCUCUGCUUGGCUCCAUGUCCUCUGCUUCUCAAUCUUCUGAAGUUCUCUGUACCAGAAACACCCAGUCUCAUCUCAGGAGUGAUCCUCAGAGGCUGUCUUGAGGUUAAGUAUUUCUUCUUGACUUAUCCUAAGAAAAAGUGAUGAUGAAGACUUAUCCCUGCAUUUAAGAAUUCUAAGAUAACAGAAGUAAAAAGUUAUUUUUAUUCAUUAUUCAGUGUCCAUGAUUACAAAAAUCUUUUCUGCAGCUUAAUUUUACAAUACUGUCCUUUACCUUUGGAAAAUCUCAGUACUAGACUAGUGGUGAAAGUAGGCUCUGUGAGUAGUGAUGUGGUUUGGACUACUGACAAAACCUUGAGGUAUAUUAUAGCCAGAGAAACUGGUGCACAAAUACACCAGGGAAACAGGUACUGAUAUUAUUGACCAAAAAGGUUACCUUUUUCUCCCUCUUGCAUAACCAGAAAAAAAAUCAUGUCUAUGCCUUCCGGAAUGACCAAGAAGUCAGUCGGUUGUCAUGAAUCCAUGGUAAAAUGAUUUCCAUAAAAUUCCAUUUUAUUUCUGAGUGAACUGGAUGAAUUCAUAAAGAAGAUGUAUUUUUGCAAACCUGGCCUCUGGUGUUCUUGGGGUUAAUGUUGUGGCAGCCUGUUACUAUCUCCUUGUUUGUGUUGCUAAUAAAUGGAGUUGCUUGCUAAUGGUAUGCCAAGUUUUGCACUUGAAAGGGAGCAUUAAGUUUUUCAUGGGGAAAACCAGUCUUGUACUGACAAAACACCCGACUUUAAAACUGGAAUAAAAGCACCUAGAAUACUUACUCUGCCACAACACUCUGAAAUGCACUUCAUAACAAAAUUGUCAAAGGUGCUGAAUUCUUCCAAUUGGCAUAAGUCGCAGUAAACACAUUUCUUUGACAGUUUUCUUUCCAGCCUGGCAUGCCAGAGAUUGAUGGGGGAGGGGAUCCACAAAAAAGAAAUUUGUGAUUCUAGUGUGGAAGGAAAGCCAUGAAAGGAGAAGGGUGAGCUGAGGUUAUUUGGCUGAAUGUCUUUUAACAAAUGCCUCCUUAGUGACACCUUUACAGUGAGGAAUACAGCAGAAGAUCAAUGGCUGUCUUGGGCAUGGAAGAUCACAGGAUCACAGGACAUUAGGGGUUGGAAGGGACCCAAGGAGAUCAUCGAGUCCACCUGCCUGACAGAGCAGGACAAUCCUAUCUGACACAGAUCACAGAGGAACACAUCCAGACAGGCCUUGAAAGUCUCCAGAGAAGGAGAGUCCAUGACCUCUCUGGGAAGUCUAUUCCAGUGCUGUGUGACCCUUACAGCGAAGUCCCCCUUUGUGUUGAAAACUGAACACAGUAUUCAAGAUGAGGUCUCACCAGGGCAGAAUAGAGAGAACCUCCCUUGAUCUGCUGGACACACUCUUCCUAAUACACCCCAGGAACCCAUUGGCCUUCUUGGCCACAAGGGCACAUUGCUGUGCCAUGGGGAACUUGUUAGCCACCAGCACCCCCAGCUCCCUCUCCACAGGACUGCUCUCCAGCAGAUCACCUCCCAGCCUGUACUGGUGGAGUUCAUUAUUCCUCCCCUGAUGCAGGACUCUGCACUUGUCCUUGUUGAACUUCAUCUGGUUCCUCUGUGCCCAGCUCUCAGUCUGCCCAGAUCUCUCUGGAUGGCUGCACAGCCUGCAGCUGUCUCAGCCAAGUCUCUCAGCUUGGUGUCAUCAGCAAACUUGCUGAGCAGACACUUUGUGCCCUCAUCAAUGUCACUGAUGAAGACGUUGAACAGGACUGGCCCCAGCACUGAUCCCUAGGGGACACCACUGGUCACAGCUCUCCAGCUGGACCUGGCACCAUUGAUCACCACCCCUUGAACUAAGAGAAAGGAAAUAAAUAAUCUCUCUGUAUUUUGGAGAAUAUAGUGCAAAAAAAAAAAAAAAAUUCCAUGAAUUCUAGUGGGCAAAAUCCCCCCAAAACCUAUACUCCCUAGCAGUAAAGAUGAGUUACCUCUCAAGAAAAUAGUAUUUGUGCCUCCCAUCAUGCUGCUGCCUGACUGUGCAGGACUUGGCUCCAAAAGCCACGAAGGUUACAGCUCAGUGAUAUUGAAGUUCUAUCCAUUUUGAAAUCUGAUCUCUGAUUGCUUUAACAGGGCAUAUAUAUAUAUAUAUAUAUAUGUAACUUAAUAUAUGAUGCUAUUUUCUUCUCUUCCUCUCUUUUUUCUCAGAACAAAUUAUGACAUCGACAUCUAAAGGAAUUUUCCGGCCAUUUUUUAUUAUCUUCAUUGUCCUUGGUUGCUUCAUGGCCUUUAUAUUAAUUUAUAUCAAACCAACAAGUAGCUGGAUCUCUGGUCCCAUAGAAUCAGCCAGUUCAGUUUUGAAAAUGAAGAGCUUCUUUUCUUCCAAAACUGAUAAUAUUAAUGAAACUAUUAUUUUGAUCUGGGUUUGGCCAUUUGGUCAGACUUUUGAUCUAUCAUCCUGCCAAACAAUGUUCAACAUCCACGGGUGCCAUCUGACUAUUGACCGCUCACUAUAUAACAGAUCCCAUGCUGUUCUCAUCCAUCACAGGGACAUCAGCUGGGAUUUGACUAAUUUACCUCAGCAAGCCAGGCCACCAUUCCAGAAAUGGAUUUGGAUGAACUUGGAGUCUCCAACUCACACUCCACAAAAGAGUGGCAUUGAACACCUCUUUAACCUGACCCUGACUUACCGGCGUGAUUCAGAUAUUCAGGUGCCUUACGGCUUCAUGAUGGUGGGAACAAGUUCCUUGACAGCUGAAGUGCCAAGUAAGGAAAACUUGGUCUGUUGGGUCGUAAGUAACUGGAACCCUGAGCACGCUCGAGUCAAGUAUUAUAAUGAGCUUAGCAAAUACAUUGAAAUCCACACCUAUGGGCAAGCCUUUGGAGACUACGUCAAUGACAAAAACUUGAUCCCAACUAUCUCUACUUGCAAAUUUUACCUUUCCUUUGAAAACUCCAUCCACAAGGACUACAUCACUGAGAAACUUUACAACGCUCUUCUGGCCGGAUCAGUACCAGUUGUACUGGGCCCUUCCAGAGAAAACUAUGAGAAUUACAUUCCAGCAGACUCUUUCAUACAUGUGGAAGAUUUUCUCUCCCCUAGAGAGCUGGCAGAAUAUCUUUUGAUGCUUGACAAAAAUAAUAAGAUGUACCUUAGCUAUUUCAACUGGAAGAAGGAUUUCUCAGUGCAUCUUCCUAGGUUCUGGGAGUCACACGCAUGCCUUGCUUGUGAUCAUGUGAAAAGACACCAGGAAUACAAAUCUAUUGGAAAUCUAGAGAAAUGGUUCUGGGAUUAAUCUCUCUGUGUGUGUGUGUCUGUGUGUGUGCACCUUUUUGAAGAAGACAGAAGAAACUUCAGUCCAAGUGGAAAGAAAAGGAAAAGAGACAAAAAAGGAAGGAAAAGAUAGACAUAUGUCAAAGGUUGUCAGCAGCCCUCUGUUGGCUCUCCUGUUUAUAUUUUGUAAGAGAUUUUAAAAUAUCAGCAGCAGCAGUCAUCAGCACUUAGUUUUAAAUUAUAAUGUACCUACUAAUUAUGUGCACUGAAGGAUAUUUGAUUGUUUACUCUAUUUUUUAAACAAGAUUUCCCACAAUUUCUGUGAAUUAUGUUCCAGUCUUAAAGUAGUAAUUUUUACUUUUUUUUUUUUUUAACAUUAUAUUUCCUGUCUCACCUAUCUGGAAAGUGAGGAUACAACUUUUAAACGCCAGAAAGAACGUUGAGCACAUAAUUUGCUGUUCCAGUCUGCAAUGUGUGUAAUGUUACAGAAGACAGUAGAGUUUUUUAUGGUUCAUCUUGCUUUUAAAGAACACAGUAGAGUUCGAUGCCUACCUUUAUUGCAGCGUGACCAAUUGCACCCCUUUUUGAGGGUGACAAACCUCCAAAUGCAGUGUUUAAGAGACAACAAUAGACAGUCUUCGUUUCUAAAAAUGUUUCCUAACAAGUAUCUCCAUUAAGUUGUUACCAGAAUACGUCUGUUCCUACCCUCCCAAGAAUAAGGAAGUCAGGUAUAGGGAAGAUGAGCAACUUUAGUGAUCAAAGCCCAGAUUAAUCCAGUUUUUGGAUGUACCUAAACCCAGCAUGUCAUUAAGCCUCUUCGUGUCUCAGGUAUCGUUUGCCUGGACCAGGGCUGUAAGUGGUGUUAGCUGCUACAGAGAUGAAUAGACCUGAACAGAAGCCUUUGAUUCCAUCAGCCUCCUGCACUGAACUCAGCUGGUAAUAACAGGUGUCUAGAAGCAGCCUGCUGAGAAUUUUUUUUGCAAUUUGUCUGAUAUAACUUCUUGAAUAAUUGUAGCUGGACAACUUGCCAUGAGUCAUGAAUGUGAAAGAAAAUAGGACCAAAAAGUUGGUUUUCUGGAAGAAAUACAAUGAAACUCAAUAAAAGAGUUAUCAGACUGUCAAUUUUAACCAUUCAACUGUUUAAGCUAAUAAACUUUUGUUUUUUAAUGUGUUUUAUGUGACAGGUAUAAACAUGCACCCUUAAUAGCAGCAGUUGCUAUCAAAAUCUGAGUAUGUAAGUACAAAAUUUGCCCUGGUAGUAAACAUGAAUAUGUGGUGAUUGUUUACACUGUCUGCUUGUAACAUGUCAAUUUGAUUUUGAUUUCAUUACUUUUUUCUUUCUGCUAAGACUUAAAUAUCUGAUUGCUGUAUACAUUCAUAUAUGCAAGUUUGUUUUAAUAACAUAAAUCUAUGGAUACAGUUUAGUAUCAAGUGAAAGACAAGCAGCUUGUUUGUUCAGGUCAAAAUGUUUCAAGUCACACCUAUGGAGAGGAGAAAAAUGGAAAAAGAAAAAAUUUAACUGAAAUAACUUCAGCCGAUGUGACACGAAACAGCCUGAUAAAGCAAAGCAGCUGAUCAAGUACUUAAGCUCACAGAGAGCAACACUGCUAGAGUAAGAGAAUAAGGGAUAAACAGUUAUAAACAUUUAGCAAAAUAUAAGGGGUUUAGUCAGAAUUUUUUUUAAGCCCAGGCUGGAACAGAAGCACAGAAGACUGUAAGAGUGAUGCAGUUCAAUUUCUAAAGCAAGAAAGUCCAGGGAAAGGCUACAAAAACAUUUGUGCUCUCCUCAUGGCUUCAAAAGCUGUAUUCUGAUUCAGAUGUUUGUUUAUUCUAUUUAUUGCUGUCUCUAAAAGCUAGUGUGCAAUAAACUGUGAACCUCCUGAACUCACCAGCAUUCCAGUAUGAAACACAAAGAGCUCACCUUGCCAAUUAACGCAAUAUAAUGAAAUCCAGUCUUCUAAAACUCUGAGGUGGGUGGAGCAUGAGCAGUGUGCCUGGCAUUUUGAAGGCAGGUGGCUAUUGCCUACCAUCCCACAGGACACUGUGCUUUUUGUUUUCAGGAGGGCUGUGGAAUUCUCACGUCACUGCUUCAGAUGGAUAAUCUGAUUCUCUUGGUGUUGAGAUCUGGAAGAUCUUUGCAUGGAUCUCAGUGGAAAUACACUUGUCCCUUGGUGCACAGGCUCUUAUUUCAUCCCUCAUUUCAGAAAGUGGAAGAUGUGCUGUGUCUAACAAGACCUUAUGUCAAGUCAGAUUGGUUUCUUGGUGUCAAGAUUCAGCCAAUAAAUCCUUUCACCAAUAACAAGUAAGCACAAUAACAAGGUAUGACUUGUUACUGCCAAUAUCAGCCAGUGUGUACAGAGGGAAGUUUGAAACGUGCUACAUUUUAAGACUGUAAGUGAUGUCAUUGGCUCUGUGAGAACUGGAUCCAGUCAUCAUGGCCAAUUUCAGGCUGAAUUGUAAGAAAUGUGCAAGUCUUUUAGUGGACUUGUGAUGGGAAGAAGAGUUUUUCUGUUCACAGACGUUGCACACUUUGUGUUCAGUGGACACUGCUAAAAUUCUUCCAGAGACUGACAAGACAGAAGAGAAAUCUAAUUCAGACUGAAAUGCCCAAGAAUCACGACUAAUGCCUAAACAAGAGAAAUGACCCUAAUGCCUCACUGGUGUUAUUGAAGAGUGUCAGCUGCACCAUAACUGAGCCACCCAUUUUAUGAAGACCUUAAGGUGAUCUGCAGGUAUCAAGCCUUAAGCAGUUCUGGGAUAUAAAGCACUUUGUUAACCGAGGAUGAACCAGCCCGAGUGGUAAAUCAUGUGAAGUGGUGGACUCCCUGCAUGCAUAAAGGCAGCCUGCCUAGCCCCACACACCCAGCUCACAGCAGAUUGACUCCCAUCUGUUUAUAAAACUAAGUGUUGUGAUGUUUGUGCUCCUUCAGUGAGCUACACUACAUGAACAGUUAGCAGAAAGAAUCUCAAAGAGUAAAUCAUUGUGAAGAACAAUGGGCAAAACCAACAACUUAUGGAAGGGUAAAUUACUUGGAAGGAGUUAAAAUAGAGAACAAGGUAUUAUUUAUGCCUUGGGAUCACUGGCAAAAGAGAGUUGUACAAGGAAAGACAAAUGAAAAAUGAGAAAUUGCACCAAUUCUUAGGAUUUUCUCACCAGUUUUAUUUUAGGCAUGCAGGUUAGGUGCCAGCCACUAUAAUCCUGCAUAUGCAUUUGUCAUGAGCUAAUUUGGCAGUGACCGAAGCCAGAGAGUAGUCAUCACUUUCUAUUACAAUGGCUUCUUUUGGAUAUUUUUGGGCUCUCUGUCAUGCACUAAGCUAUGAACAUAGCUGCUUUAUCAAUGUGGAAGAAGACUCAAGCCAGAUAAAGUACAGAUGCACUGCUACCCCACUGAAUGUGAACAGACAUCAAACAAAACUGGAGCAGACCCUUCUGAAGCAGUUUUCCACUGAUUUCACAGAUGCCACAGCAGCUCUUGCUCAGUAUGAGAUCUUCAUUCCUUACUGAAUCUUGGUUGCUAGUUUUUUGACUACCUCUUGCUUUCCAAGAUGGUUGUACUCACCAUGAACAAGCAGCCUGAGCAAAGCCCACAGCAUGUGUGAGACAGAGCAACAUAUUUGUCUUCAAAGAAACAGAUCAAAUAAAAGGAAGGCUGGACAGAGAGAACACGAAUGUGGGGAGUUGUAAAGUUCACGCAGGCUGAGUGCUGUAAACACCUGCUUACUGCUUCUAGCUACUCAUGUUUGUUUCUCAAACUGAGCCUUUUUAAACAUAACAAACAACCAAACCUAUUUUUCUGAUCACACAGUUAAAUAACCAAUUCCUGCUGCCGAUUAUUCAAGAAUGGGACUCCUGUUGCCUUUGUGUCAUCUCUAAUAGACAUCACCAUGUCUAUUACAGAAAAAACCAACAUUCAAGGGAAGAAUGAAGUCCAUCAGUAAGCUAAUUAUAUUUCUUAUCUUCUUAUCUGACUUCAAGAAUCUUUUUUUUUUCUUUUUUCUUUUUUUUUUGAAGCAUAUCUUCAUGCCCUCAUGAAACAUUACUUUCUGGACAUCACUCAAGGAAGACCUUAAGCAUAUGCAUAUCGCCACAAGGCUCUACCAGAUGCUUCAAUUUAAGAUCAUCUUACCUGCAUUAAUGCAUUUGGGCUCCAGACAGCACAGUCUAUAGUCUGGCUUAGUGUCCAUCCAAUAUAUCUUGGCCAUCCAUUUCUGCUUCAGCAUACUCUGUGCCACCAUCACCUCAUAUCAUGCACUCAAUGUAGCAUGCUCCUCACAGUCUGCCUGUGCUUCACAGGACAAGCUACCCUGCCCAUGAGAGGAGCUGAGCUUUGCUAAAGUAGUGUUUUGAGGGUGGUUCUAGGAAGAAAGCAUAAAACCUGGUCAUGUGUGCAUCCUUUGAAUCUUGACUGAGUGUGCCCUAGAGAUGGUCAGUCAGAGUCAUACCUGACUUUCCUUUGGAAAGAAAAUAGUUAGAUCAGUAUAGAUGAGACUGAGUGAUUAACUGUGUGUGCAACAUGGGAACAAGAGGGGUGUCUGUGCAGGCUGAUGAGGAGGCUUUUGACAUCAAAUACUCAAAUGUUCCCUUGAUAGAACUAGUACCUGAUUGAAAAGAGAGUCCAUGGGAAGCAUUUGCUUCUCUACCAGUUGUGGGCUUUUUCAUUAAUACUGGAUGACAAUUCUGGUUUGUUUUCUUGCUUUCAAUAUAAGUGAUUUUUAAAUGUUAGAAGUCAAUCAAUAUAAGUCAUGCAAGAUAGUUAUUUCAGCUUCGCCUUUUGCUCCUUGCUCAGGCAAAUCUUCCACCAGGCUUAGCAGCUGAUUCAGGGGAUUCCCUCACCAGUAAUAAAGGGUUUAGCCAAGUGUAGAAUGAUGGCUGCAGUAAAAACAAAACCAACCAAAACCCCAUCCUUAUUCAUGGAUAUUUCCCUUCUAAUAUUUCAAUAACUAGUUCUAGAGCUACAAAAAAUUCUACCUUCAGAGAACCAGUGUAAAAUUCAUGCUGAUUAGAUAUGUUCAUAAACAGUACAGAAGAAAUUGAUCAAUUAACCUAUGUAGCAGGAGUUUUCAUUCAUGGCACAAAUGCCAGAGUGAUACAGAUGAUAAAAACACAAGUUUGUGAGAAAUAAUUAGGUUUAGAGACAUCGCUCUGCAGUUUUCACAUUGGAUAAAAGUCCCUUCAUUACUUUAUUGCAAAGGUAAUUAAUUGGGAAUCUUUUAUGUCCCCAUACCCUGUACACAAUUAACCAAACACCGCAGUCUGUGUGGUGAACAGUUCCAAGGUGUACUCGUGCAGCAGAAAGCCUCUCACCUCCAGGAGGAUAGCACAGAAAACUGUCUCGAACCUCUAGCAGGUGACUCAGUCACAUCAGUCUGGUUUCUCAUUCCUACUUUCAGUCAAGGAGGCACAGAACUGACCUGAAACUCAUCUGACUCUUCUGUGCAUUUCUUGGCACGCUCAGGGGGUACAUUAGGACACUUCUGACUCCUGCAGUCUGUGCCAUGCCUGGGUAGGACUGCACAGAAGACUUUGCUGCUCCAAGUAAUAAGAAUAUUGCCAUUUUUCUAUGUUGUGGUGCCAGGCUGUACAAAUGAAGUAUUCACACAUGGAGAAGCUUUUCAUUAACAUUCCUAACUAAAUAAUUAGUAGGAAAAUCAUUUGCUCAUUGCAAACUGGCAGCAAAUGCAACAUCUGUUAUUCUUUAUAUGAGUUAAUCCAGUAGAAAACAAGUUUUGAUGCAACUUUACCUCCUUGGCUUGAUAAAGCCUGAUUGGAUCCAGAUGCAUGGACAUGCAGAUAGAAACAUUUGAGUGAUAAAUGGUAAACAAGCACACAUGUAAAAUGUGAUACAUUUUCUGCAAAGCCUUAAGGUUGUAUCUGAACACUUCAGCAGUCACCAGAUGAAAUAUGUUCCUGUCAGUCCCUUUCUUUAGAACUCAAGAAAAGCCAGUCUGACAUAUGCUGUUUGGUGAAUACAUAUUUCCUUCGUUGCUUUGUUUUGAACAGAUGUGCUAUAAGAGAGGAGAUUUAAAAGUUUGGAAACUUAAUUCCCUUGGUGCAAUUUAAUGUUUUGAAUAUUUGACGGAUAUACUGAAGAGAAGUGAAAAGUUUUCCCUCCAUGCAAGAUCCUGAUGUGCCAAACAGUUUCCAGUGAAUGAACAGAAGAGUUAAACAAACUGAUUUCUCCUUAGGACUUGCAAAAUCUUCUAUUAACGCACUGUAAUUUUGCACUAUUUUGUAAGAAAAGAAAAAAGGAACUGAAAACAAAACUGAAAAAAAAUAGAUGCCAAAUGUAUGGUUUGUAAAAUACUAUUUUUCUUAUAUAAGGUGUCAUCACAUUGUGACUCUGUGUUGUUGUAAACUGUGAAAAAUGUACUGUACUGUUGUGACACAGACUACCAAGGGCCAUUUCUAACACAGAUUAGUCACCUGGACUUGUUUGUAUGGAACAUUCAUAAAUCUGAGAUCACUUUUAUACUUAUUUUUUGUAGACUAUUUUUCCACAUUUACAACACAACUGUUAUUUUAUACCAAACAUUAAUUUUGCUUCUAAAUAUUAUUUGACUAGGUGGGUGGGUAUCUUAAAUGUGCCAGAGGUUCAACACAACAACAAAGAUAAUUCAGAAACUAUUCUCUGCCAAACUGUAAUGCCACUGAAGUUGCAGAUGCUUUGCUGAGCAAUCAGGCAUGGUGUCCACAAACAAGAGCUUAUCCUCUAUGGACGUUGUGAUGCUGUUGUGUUUGCUGGGAUAAAUGCCUGGUACCGCUAAGCUGCGUUUCCCUCCUGCCUUUCUCUGUGUUGGGAAAUGAAACUGGGUGUCAUAGCUGAAUAUCACAGGUAUUUGGCUGCCCACAUAAUGUGCAAUAGAUUUGACCUCUGAAAUUAUUUGGUAAGAAUAGGAGAAAAAAACCUUAAGCUGCCUGUCCUCAUUCAGACUCACUUUCUGUGGUGGAUCAUGUGAAAAUGGGAUAGUUGCCACAUGCAGGAGUGGUAUAGUCUCAGUAAAGAUAUCACAUCCUGCAUGUAGGAACAUGGGACCACAUUUACUCUUGGUGCAAGAUGAGAACCAAAGUCCAUUUGUUGCAUGCUUGAGCUUACACACAUAGCAUUUAGUGAGAUCUGAUAUGAAUCCUUGCUUCAUGUUCCCACCACAGCUUAUCUUCUACUGAUCACUUAAACUUAUGUGUGUGACAAAUGAAUUUUGGAUAAAAGUAGUAACCAUGGAAAAUAGAAUUUUAAAAAAAUGAAAACUGUUCUCACCUGCAGGCACAUUUUAAGAUGCAUUGGUAAAAGGAGGUCUUGCAAAAAGUUGUAUUUUUGUUUCUUAGUGAAUGUACAUUUUCCCCACGAUCUAGACAUUUUAUAACAGAAAUCCUACCAAACUUUCUUUGCUCCUUUUGAACAAUGUCAUCACCCUAAGAUGUAUCUGAAAAACGCAGAGGUUCAACCAUUGAUGUUUUUCAGUAUUCAUUUUUUAAAUUUGAUGUUGUUGUUAAACUUUCUUCUGAGUAUGCUCAGAGUUUUCAGCACGGUCUGCCUGUGUUCAGAAAACACCUGCUUAUGAUACUCCAGGUAACCAUAACAAUUUCAAGGACUUUCAUCAACUGUGUGAAAUUAACAUUUCAGAAUUCUGAUUCCAAGAUGGUUAACAAGCAGCUCACUGACUCUUAUUUAUUGAGCACUGGAAUUCUCCCCAAAGGAUAACACUGAAUUCUGUAGAUAAUGGAGUUCUAUAUAAGCCUAACAAAUUAUUGUAAUAGGUAUAAUAAAGAGAACACUCCAAAUA